AUGUGCAAACUUUUCGUCGCUGUCGCCCUUCUCGCUAUCGCCGUUUAUGCUGCUCCACCAGCUCCACCAACUGCUGAUGAAGUGAAAGCUCAACUUGUUGCCGCCGGUAUCUCUGAUAAGGCUGCCCAAGGAAUUGUUGAUGUCGCUGAAAAGUACAAGACUCAGCUCGAGGAAGCCAAGGGAAAUCCAGAAAACGCAAAGAAGGCAUUCGAAGCGAUCAAGAGUGACACUGAAACCUACAUCAAGACUCAAUCAGAAGCUGACCAAAAGGCUUAUGAAGCAUUCGUCGAGCAGAAGAAGAAGGAGUUCGAGGGACAUCACACCACGCCUACUCAUUAA
Molecule: messenger RNA, 339 nt
Organism: Caenorhabditis remanei
Lineage: Eukaryota; Metazoa; Nematoda; Chromadorea; Rhabditida; Rhabditidae
Exons: 2
Coding region: 1-339 (112 amino acids)
Source: RefSeq, a predicted model, not a curated record